Anarrhichthys ocellatus (wolf-eel) is the source of this 4588-nucleotide messenger RNA. RefSeq names its product calneuron 2 (gene caln2). The record is from RefSeq and is a predicted model, not a curated record. Gene Ontology annotation, cellular component: trans-Golgi network membrane. Bases 822 to 1472 code for a protein of 216 amino acids. Gene Ontology annotation, molecular function: calcium ion binding. NCBI's taxonomy places the organism in Eukaryota, Metazoa, Chordata, Actinopteri, Perciformes, Anarhichadidae. The transcript is spliced from 6 exons.
ACACACCUGCAAGCAGCUCCCAUUGAGCGCCACGGCGUCGCAUAUUCCCCGCUCACCUACACACAGUCGCACCUCUGCUGCCGUGGCCCUCAUGUGGCCCCUCCCUUACCGGACUGGACUGAUAAAUGGUUUAAAUCUGUCACCAGGAGUUGCCGAGAUAAAUGCACCGGGAGCGUCGGAAAAUCCCUGCCCAUCCCUCCGCUGUUUUACCGAUCUGCGCUCAAAUCUAUCAACAGCCAUCAUCCAGCGUUGAUUCGAUAGAGUAGAUUACAUUUAAAUCGUGAUUCAUCUUUUUGUAAGAGGUGACUGGCAACAGCAGCAGCACGCAGCUCCGGUUGUUAGACCCAGACCCGUGGGCGGCUGGGUGGCGUCCGUCUGGGCGAGCUGAUAGGACGAAGAUUUGGCACUACCUACCAACUGCUUCAUCCCAAAUUCUCAAGAUAUGGCAAUAAGAAGUGAGAUGUAGAAAACUGAUGGGAGUGGGUCUGGGCUUCAGCUAAAACGGACAAAAUCUCCCAGCAGCACCACCAUCAUCCUCCUCCUCCUCCUCGUCUAACCAGUGGAUGUUUGUUUUUGAAUAACUAUCUAAAAAGUGUGGAGCACAUGAGACACUGGUGAGUCCCCGAGGCAGGUCCCACACACAGACUGAAUGAGUCCAUCUUUGGCUGUCGGACGGACUCCUCAAGAGCACAGGACGGAUGCAAACAGACUAAACACAUCUUUGAAAUUCAAAACACCUUCAACAUCUCCGCCGACGGUGUUCUAACCGAGCGGGGUGAACCUGACACCAGGGAACCAGUCGUUUCACAGGCAGGGAGAAGAUGCCAUUCCACCAUGUGCGGGCGGGCCUGCUCUAUCCAGACAACUACCUGAGCAGCUCCCUGACGGAGGGCAGCGAAGCCUUCCAGCUCAACAGCAUCUCCACAGAGGAGCUGGGAGAGAUCCGUGAGGCGUUUCGUGUUUUGGAUCGUGAUGGGAAUGGUUUCAUCUCCAAACAAGAGCUGGGCAUGGCCAUGCGCUCCCUGGGUUACAUGCCCAGCGAAGUGGAGCUGGCCAUCAUCAUGCAGAGACUGGACAUGGAUGGGGACGGCCAGGUGGACUUUGAGGAGUUCAUGACGAUACUGGGGCCCAAACUGCUGUCAUCUGACAACAGAGAAGGAUUCCUGGGCAACACCAUUGACAACAUCUUCUGGCAGUUUGACAUGCAGCAGAUGUCUCUGGAUGAGCUGAAGCAGGUGCUGUUCCACGCCUUCCGGGACCACCUGACAAUGAAGGACAUAGAGAACAUCAUCAUCACCGAGGAGGAGAGCCUCAAUGAAAACUACUGCCCUGAGUAUGAGGGAGUCCAUCCUAAGAAGAAGAAUCGACAGACGUGUGUCAGGAAAAGCCUGAUCUGCGCCUUCGCUAUGGCAUUCAUCAUCAGUGUCAUGCUCAUCGCGGCCAAUCAGAUGCUGCGGAACGGCAUGGAGUAACCAAUUGCACUGUGAGCAUGGGGAGUGGACAGAACAGCCAUGACCUCACAUCGUGUCUUUGCAGCCAAAGCAGGACCAGCCACAACCCGAGCACUUCUCUAAACAGUCAGUUGAGUUUUUUUAAGUUUAAUUUGAACUUACCUUAUAGAAGCAGACAACGUGGGUGAAAUGAAGAGAAGUGAAGGUUUAUUUGUUUUGCAUUGAAGAUGUCAUCAUGUAGAGUUACUGGACUCACUGGUCACAAGGAACCUGAACUGGAAAAUAAUUCUGUUUGUAUAAAAACUGUGAGAAUAAAUUGAGGGUAUUAUUUUGACCGCCCUUUAAACUUGAUUUUCUAAUUACAAAAAUGUUUAUAAGGUGCUUUGAGUCAUUCCUAAUUUGGAAAUCAAACAGUGGUUAUUAUGGACAACUGCAUAUUUACCCUAGAGAAGUAGCGUUAAAUGUGAGUGAAUGUGGGCGCUGAAUGUUGGGCACAGUAUUUAGAUGCAUAGUAAAUCCCUCACAUCUCAUAUAGUGAUGUUUUAACAUCACUCCUUCUGUGAAACAUCGACAUACUCGACUCAGUCCACUAAUCUUGGGGCACAUGAAGUCUUUAUGUGUAUCUGCAAGGAGCACAACUCAAUACUCAGUGAGGAACCAGUUAAGAAUCAUCACUGUCCGCCUGUCUUAAGUCUUGGCAUUGAUUGAUUGAUUGAUUGAGUGAUUGAUUGAAUGAUCCCUUGACAUUUGUGUGGGUGUGUAAGGCAGUACAUAAUGUCAGCUCAGGCUGUCUGAGAGGUUAAAAUUGUAUGAAGGCGGAGCUAUGGUUUUGGUUAUUAGUAAGACCAGAUAUAGAUAUAUUUCACCUCAGCAUCUCAUUGUAAUACUGCCCAACUGUGGUAAAAUAGGCCGCACAAAAAGCAUGCCAGUAUAUAUACUGCCAUAUCAAACAAUACUCUAACUCCCAUGGAUUUCACUGUAUGUACUACAUAAAGUAGUAGCCUACUGUUUGUGUGUAAAGUAUUUUUUUUCUCAAGCAGAGUGUAUGAAGGGUAGAAACUAGUGAGAUAAUUCAGGGAUAUACAGUAGAGCUUUGACAUGCUGUGCGAGCAGCUGUUUUCUUAGAAAAGGUUGCAGUCUAGUGGUUAAAAUGAGAUCUGCAUCCAAACGCUUCAACAGCCACGUUUACAAGGUGUUCAGAAGGGAGGAACAACGCCACUGAAUUUGAGCUUUUGACAUGUGCUGCGUCAGUGUCACUGGAGCAGUUUGGUCUGUGUAGGUGAACAUUCACUAUUUUUAAUGGCAAAUCUACAAAUAGUUUCCCCCACAACCCAAAUUGUGUCAUCGUACCAGUGUGCAGCUCAGGAUUGGAUGAGAGAGUAGAAGUGACCGCUGCAGUAGCUGUGGUAGUUUCUGGCGUCAUAGCUACGUAUGUGUUAUGGUUUAGACCUGAUAGCACUACAAUUUUAUAAACCAUACUGUGGUGAAAAUGUUUGGAAAAGACCUUGUAGGAGUUUACAAUCAUGUUCCUCUUCUUUUAUUAUGGAUAAUAAUAACACCCUUUCCCAAUGUUGAACAUCCUAAUGACACCUGGGAGACAGAGAAACAUCGUUGUUUAUCUAUGUUGGAAUAGUAUUGUAAUUAUAUGUUCAUAUUCUGGUAUUGUUUUCCAAACAUUUCUUGUCAUUCAAAGCUAAGAUUACGAUUAAGUUUUUAUGAAACACAUUUAAAGAGUCAGUGGAACACCGUUCAUUACGGUGAGCAUCAGUUCUAUGAUCUUAUAUGUGAUUAUUUUGCGAUAUUAAUAGAUAUGGUAAACAUAUUUUCACUAAUGUUGUGACAAUUCAUUUGACCACAUCACCCGGCCCUAUGUUGAUGCCAUCUUUGAAAUACACUGUUCGUUCAUACGGAUUGCAACAUUAUGUGUCAUAACAGCGACAUAUGUGGAUUCCUAAAUUGCACGGUGCUCCCGUUGGACCUGAUUGGAUCAGAGACUGGUUUGGACUUAUUACUACCUUUGAAGCCAUUAUUUGUUCUGAUGAAAACCAGACGAGAUAUUUCAAUCACACUAAUGUGCAGCCAUGUGAGUUUAUACGCUGUCCGGGUAAGACGAAAUAUAAAGGGGAGAGGGCUUUCUCUUGAAAUAAAAAAUAGCUUUGUAAGAUCAAGUAUCACAGCAAAAAUGUAUUAUACUGUAAAUCAGUAUGCAUGUUGUUGUUUCGAUUUUCACGUCUUUGAAAGACAGGGAAAUCCAUUUAAUCUUUCUUUGUGGUGGCACUGCCUUGGUUUAAAUGUAAGUAUGUACUACUCCCACAUAUUUGACUUUCCAGUUUAUACUGUAACAGCCAUUUUUUUUUCUAAUUUCUACCAGCUACUAAUCAAAUCAGAGUGCAGGAGAGGGCAUUUCCAUAAAUAUGCAAAUACAAGGUCACAUCAUUAUCGACAUCGUCUAUGUUUCACGUCUUCUAGGUUAGAGUCUGUAGGCCUCACUGUGGUUGGUUAAAACUGACAUUGGAUACAAUAUAUUGUGUGUUUUAGUCACAUUAGGUUUUUAUUGAAUGUUUUCACUGCCUCAUAGUCCUGUAUAAACUGUUGUAUAAUGUUUGCUUCACUAAUCUUUGUGAGUCAGUUUAUGUCUUUGAUAUUCUCAGCACAUUGGCAUUUGACCAGUGGACCAUGUUUUCACCUUUGUCUAUUAACUUCAUGGUCCUUUUGAAACCAGCAUAGACCACUUUAUCUUUACAAUUCUCUAAUAAUUGUGCCAUUCAGACAUCCUUGCAUGACUAUGUAAGGGAACUUAUUUGAAAGACCUUUUAUCAACACUUUUGAAGUUUACAUUAUGAUACUGUACAUCUGUAACAGGACGGAAUCAGUUCAUGAUUUUCAUGUUUUUGAAAGUUGCUUUGGAGAUUUUGUUUUUACCAAAACAUGUUUUUACCUUGUAGAUUGUAUGGAGAUAAAAUUAAACACAGAUAUGUAAUACAACCGUGGCAUGCUGCCUAGAAAAGGAGAAAGAAAACAGCAAUAGUCGCCAACCGAAUGGAUAUUUAAAAAUGCAAAUAACAAGUUUAAUCUGUUUAAUCUAAAAAAAAUAUAUCCAUAUAUGUUUAUGCAAUAAAACCUUGUUUUGAUAGAAA